CUAUUUUCUCGUACUGUUAUACAUGUAUGUUUAUAUCCGAACGUGUUUUUAUCGAUUCUAUCGACGAAACCGUAGAAUUAUUGCACAAGUCUCGUAUACUUUGACAGCCUAGUCACAAGCAAUCUUCUGGGAUUCCUCAAGGCCAUUAACGUCACACACAUCGUAUUCAAACGACGUUCCGUAUCCAUCUCGUUAAGGAAUAAUAAGAAAAAUGAAAUACCUUUAUUCCUUAUUAAGGGAAAAAUAAAUGAACGGUUAUUUUAUACGGAAGACUAUCUUAACUUAUGAAAUUAUGCCGUCGUUAAUAUGAAUUCAAUGAAAAUCGAUAUGUCCGUUCGAUGACCACGAACGUUUAUGAAGAAUAAAAAGAAAGAAAUAAGAAAUAAAGAAAAAGAUAUUACGCGGACAGAUACGACUAGAAUUUUAAUGUGAUUUUUAAGGUCACGCGUAUACAUUGAAAAAGGGUAGACCACAGUCACCGAGAACUCAGAACGUUUUUAGACAUGGCUACGUGCGUUAAGUGCCUAUUCCUCAUUUUUUCUUCUAUCUUCUUCGUGCUCAUGAGAGCAGACGAUCGCGUGCAUUUCAACGAUGAACACGAGAAACGAUGGAACACACCACCGGAACUGACACCGGAGCAGGUUACCAGGAAAAAGCCGGAGACGAUAAAUGGAAGAGCAGAGGCACGAUUUCUUCCAUUCAGUGCAAGCUUCAGCCUAAACGGUGCCCAGGACAAUAGAGAGGCUUUGCAAUUGGGAGCAGCCCUCGGGGGUAUCAGUGUAUCUCAAAGUUCUAGCUUCUCUAAAGCUGAAGCCAAUUCCUUUGGGAAUACUGGAUCUUCGCUAUCCGCUAGUCAAUCCUCGUCAUUCGCCGCAGGAUUAACAGGAAUUUCUGCGUCUAACGCUAAUUCAUUCAAUGUAAAUCAUCCUGUUUUCGGUGGGCACUCAAAUGCCAAUAGCAAUUCAUUCAAUAUUGGUCAAGCGAGUACUUCCUCGCAAGCAAACGCACAAAACGGUCAGGCAAGUUCUGGUUCGCAGGCAUCGAUCGGUUCCGUGCAUUCUUCAGCAUCAUCCAGUAGCAAUGUGCAUGUUCUCUCUGAUGGUCUGAUAAUAGGACAACCACAGGGACCAAGAAAACCGGUCUGGACCAACAUCGGACCUAAUCAUGAUUUCCCCGGCCAUCCUAUCUCUAAUAGACCUACAGUAACCAUUAAAGACCCACCAAUUACCAUUGAACAAAAACAACCGAUAACGUUGACAUUAGGUAAUUACAAUCAACGCUGGCAAAAUAAUAGACCACAGCUUCAAGUGAACGAGUGGCAUCCUAACGGAGAAGUCAACUUUCAAGGACAUCAGUGGAGGCCACAUUCGAAGCACGAGUACGCUCAAGGAUAUCCGUCAAUUCCUAACUCGUGGUUGCAGGGUCAAGGACAGUCAAGUGGAGGUUUACACAUCACCGUACCCUCAGCUGAUUCUAGUGCCUCAUCGAACUUCGGAGUUUAUACUCAAGGACAAGCUACUUCGGUCCAUCGGAAUCCCUAUGGACGAAACGAAGGUGGCUUUGCUAAUGUCAAUUCCAUGAGACAAAACGGUCCAUCUGUCGACUUUGUCAAAUUUCCAGGACAAACUAAUAUUCAAAGUAUACCGCGAGAAUUUGUCAGGAGCAAACAAACGUUCGACGGCAAACAUCAAAUAGAAAGAAAGGAUUUCGUUGAAAGUAUCGUGUCAGACAUCACGGAUACAGUAUCGGAUUUAUUAGAUAUUUCGUAAUUUCACUCCUCUUGAUCUAUUGACUAUGUUUUAAUUAUAGCUCAUCCAUUUGACUCCCGAUCGUAGGUAUUCGAUCAAUGAUUAACGAUCCGCCGAUUACUUCCUUCUCAACGUUAUCCUUACUCCAGGACUCAUUCCGAGAAAUUGAUCCACGUUGAGAGAUACAAAGAAUCAAUAAUUGAUUUUCUCAUAAAUCUCUCUACAGGGAUUAUUUAUCGUGACGUCGCUUUCCAUCGCAUGAAACAUUCUUUAAUUAAAAAUAUGACGAUAUCUGUCGAAAACGAUUUUGAUUCUGCGAAUCAAAGAACGUAUUUUUACGGAUAAGAAAAGAAAAGAAUUUUCAUAAAUCAACGAUUAACAAUGCGCCGACUAUGCAAAAACAUCUAUUUAUUUUCUCAUUCACAUUACUGCCAGAUGCGUCAGUUCCGGCGUUUAAAUGGGUGAAGGUCAAAGUGCACGAUCAAUGAAAUUCAUAAAACAUAAAUUUUUAGCUCCAUCUUUUAAAUAUGAUAUAUCGAUAAUAAAAGAUUAUCUACGAAUGAUAAUAUCGUUCACGCUAUUAUGAACUGACGGUAACAACGAUUUCUUCUUUAACAUCUGUUGGUACAUUUAUCGAGAUAUGAUAAAACAAAAUAGAGAUUAUAUUGCAUAAGAAAAAGAAAAAAAUAAAUAAAUAAGAUAAAAUAUCAUAUAUAAAGAAAUCUACUUUAUCUAUGCAAAAAUUUGUGUUCGAUUCUCAUUUAAGUCAAUACUCGUUAAUGCAAUCUAUUUAUUUAAUCUACUUAUAAGAAAAAUGAAAAAAAAAUAUUGAAAAUAAUCUCCUAGUAAACUGUUCGAUGAUACAAUAGCAACAAUAGUAGUAGUAGUAGUAGUAGUAGUAGUAAUAAAAAAAAAAAUAAAUAAUAAUAAUAAUAAUAAUAAUAAUAAUAACAAAAAAUCCAAAGGGACAAGGUAAGUCUGCAAUUAUGUUACAAGGAGAAGUACAGUCGGGGUUAUUAUUUGUAUUAUUAGACGAUCUAUAAUUAUUAUUGGAACGUUACAGACAUUAUACGUGUAAGACUCGUACGUGCAACAAAUGAUCGAAGAUCAGGCGAGCGAGAAAUAAUGAAAGAGAGAGAGAAAGAAGGAGAGAAAGAGAAAAAGAGAAAAAGAGAAAGAGAGAGAGAAAGAGAGAGAGGGAGGGACUAAAAACUGAUUGCAUGAAACGUGAUCACUACACUCACGAUAAUCAGUAUCCAUGAAUUUUUCUCUCGAUUAAUUUGCAAUGUUUUAGUAGGGGAAGAGCUAGUGACUAAUUGAAAGCCAGCUUGGAUUCUGAAAAUCCCCGAUCAAUUAUGACGCACUAUAGAAUUAAUCUUCCGGAUGCUCUAUAAUAACAUAGAGAGAAAGAGAAAGAGAGAGAGAGAAAGAGAGAAGAAGAG
Messenger RNA from Vespa velutina, 3190 nucleotides. RefSeq lists its product as uncharacterized. The transcript has 4 exons. Bases 504 to 1769 code for a protein of 421 amino acids. Lineage: Eukaryota; Metazoa; Arthropoda; Insecta; Hymenoptera; Vespidae. The record is from RefSeq and is a predicted model, not a curated record.